AUGGGAUUUUUCGAGAAGAAAGAUGCUUUGGAUGUAGAGUCAGCAGCACAUAAGCUUGAUUCUGAUAGCAACCUCGAAUCCUCCAUUAAAGAGAAGUCUCUUUCUUGGCAACAAGCAAGUUUUUUACUUUUGCUUGAAUACAUCGUCAUCGCAUUGCUAGCGCUGCCUUCCUCAUGGGCUAGUCUUGGCUAUGGUGGUGGUACCAUUGCAACCAUCAUCCUUGGUCUCACUGCCGGAUAUACUCAACACGUCUUAUGGCGCUUCUGCCUCAAGUUUCCAGAAGUACGCGAUAUUCUUGACGUGGCUGUUAUUCUCGUUGGUGGUGGUAAAUGGGGUAAAGUGGCGUGGACGUGCGCAUUUAUCGGAUUAGUACUGAAUAACGUUGCUAUUAUGGGAUUGCAUAUUGUCCAAUUCAGCCUUAGUAUCAACACUCUCUCCGACGGUGCGAGAUGCACGCAGGUGUUCGCCGUUUGUGGCACCCUCCUCAUGCUGCUCAUUUCCCUCUUCAGAGAAUUGAAGCACAUGUCUCUUCUCGGGGCUGUAGCUUCCGGAAGUAUGCUCGGCUGCAUUAUACUCGCAAUGAUCUUCUCAGGCGUGCAGGAUCUCCCCCCCAACCACUCAGGCGGGCCAAUCAUCGUCGAGCCGUGGGCCCGAGAGGGAGUCGGUCUUGUAGACGGCAACAACGCUGUUCUCAACAUCCUCUACACCUACGUUGGUCACAUUCUCAUACCGACCUUCGUGGCUGAUAUGAAAAAUCCAAAAGACUUUGGUAAAGCCAUCUACGUCUCUAUCACUGCAGAAAUUGUCCUCUUCUCACUUGCGGGUGGUAUCAUAUACUCGCAGGUCGGUGCGGCGGACAUGACAAGUCCUGCAUACGGAUCACUCCAACCUGCCUUUCAAAAGACCAUUGCGGCAUUUGUGUUACCAACCGUAACCAUUGUCGGCGGUGUAUAUUGCCUCGUCACUGCGAAGACUGUCUUUUCGAGAGUAUUCGCUUUCAACUCGGUACACAGACGGAGUCAUACCGUGAAAGGAUGGUCUGCAUGGAUAGUCAUCAUUAUUCUGCUGUGGAUAUUAGCUUACAUCAUCGGACAAGCAAUUCCAUUCUUCAACGAUCUCAUUUCGCUAAUUAGCUCGCUGUUUGACAGCUGGUUCGGUUUUGUCUUCUGGGGCAUUGGAUAUUUCUUUAUCUACCGCCGCAAGUCCUUCAGCGGUUGGGGCAUCGUGGAGGCGCCACUCAAUAUUAUCAUCACUAUCGUCGGAUUUGUCCUAUUGGGCUUGGGCACUUAUACUUCCGUAGAAUCCAUUAUAGAGAGCUAUGACACCGGCAGCAUUAAAUCACCUUUCUCAUGCGUCGAUAAUGGCUUUUAA
Molecule: messenger RNA, 1371 nt
Organism: Wallemia ichthyophaga EXF-994
Lineage: Eukaryota; Fungi; Basidiomycota; Wallemiomycetes; Wallemiales; Wallemiaceae
Product: N amino acid transport system protein
Exons: 4
Coding region: 1-1371 (456 amino acids)
Biological process (GO): amino acid transmembrane transport
Cellular component (GO): vacuolar membrane
Molecular function (GO): amino acid transmembrane transporter activity
Source: RefSeq, a predicted model, not a curated record